Molecule: messenger RNA, 1623 nt
Organism: Dinoponera quadriceps
Lineage: Eukaryota; Metazoa; Arthropoda; Insecta; Hymenoptera; Formicidae
Product: chromobox protein homolog 1-like
Exons: 4
Coding region: 150-713 (187 amino acids)
Biological process (GO): negative regulation of transcription by RNA polymerase II; chromatin organization
Cellular component (GO): nucleus; pericentric heterochromatin
Molecular function (GO): chromatin binding
Source: RefSeq, a predicted model, not a curated record
AACGCGUGUUCCAGCCGGUAACGUGCACCCGCGAGUUCCCGUUGUCAUUGUUGUCCCCGGUGGAAAGAAUCUUCUCGAUUUUACUCGCGAACGUGCCCGCGAGUGGAUCAAAGCGUCAUCAUCGUCUGACACGUUAUUGACAAGCCAUAAUGAGCAAACUGAAGGAUUCACCUCCAACCGAUGCCGAAGGCGAAGAAGAAUUUAGCGUGGAGAAGGUUUUAGAUAGAAGAGUCGUGAAGGGCAAGGUAGAAUAUUUUUUAAAGUGGAAGGGAUAUUCAAACGAUGAGAAUACGUGGGAGCCUGAGGAAAAUUUGGAUUGCCCCGAUUUGAUCGCUCAAUUUGAAGAACAGCGCAAGAAGAAGGAAGCGGCAGCGUCUGGAAAACGAGGCCACGAUGACAAGGAACUGAAGAAGCGAAAGAGCACCAGCACACCGACACCCUCUCAAGCCAAGAAGAAAACUGGAGCCGAAGAGAAGAAAUUGGAAGGAUUUGAUAGGAAUCUGGAUCCCGAACGCAUCAUAGGCGCCACAGACUCCAGCGGAGAACUCAUGUUCCUGAUGAAAUGGAAGGGAACGGACGAUGCGGAUCUGGUGGCAGCGCGCAUCGCCAACGAGAAGUGCCCACAGAUUGUAAUCAAAUUUUACGAGGAACGACUCACAUGGCACAGUCCCGCUCAUGAUGAAGACAGCUCGACAAAACCUGACCCGGAGUAGCGUCUAGCCUUCCGAUACGCGUAUACGGCGCGCUUUAGGAUCUGCCGCGUUUAGCGGCGUUUUCUAAUCGCACGUAACAGAAAAGAAUAAAUAAAAACAUAACAAUAAGAAAUAUAAUUGAAUAAAAAAAGAAUACAACUGGAAAAUACCAUUGAACAAAUGAAUCCGCGGAUUUCUCUAAUCGUCAUCGCACGGUGGAUAUUAAAUAUAGAUUUAACACUUACUUUCCUUCAUAAAUUUUUGUCAAGCCACGAGCGAUUCGGAGCAGUCUUAUGUGUGUACAUUGUCGGAAAACCAGUAUCAUUAUUUAUUAACGAUAAUGCUGCUCUGGUAACGUAGAGGUGUAAGUUUUCAAAUAGUAAUUAUGUAUGUAAUAUCUCGGACAGCACAUCUUGGGGAUGUUUCCUCGAGAUACGUCGUUCUUAAGAUCGCACUUCAAAACGAGGUCUUUUCGAGGGAGAUUUUAGUCAUUAACUGUUCUUUGCAAACGAUUGAUCCCUCUUUGGAAGAGGAAUAUUUGUCAAGUUUUCGGAACAGCCACCGAACAAAACUCCCCUCCAAGAAAGGGAACGUUUCGAGAUGCAGCACAGUAUAUAUAUAUAUUCAUUCAAAAAUACUCUCGCGUUUUUUUAAACGAGCGACAGAGAUGCUCGUUGGAUCCGUCUUACUCUCCUUUAUGUAUUCACUGCGUAUUAUAUUAUAUCAUGCCCAAACUUUCGCAUCUAUGCAAAGUGCCUAUUCACCCUCCUCCACAUUUGUCAAAGCUAAAACACGCUUAAGAUACACACACACACACAUGAUGAUUAAUCUGCGUUCAGAUUCAGGUUUUUCACGGACAAGUAUAUGCGAUAUGAUUAAACUAUGUGACACAAUUAUUUUAAUAAAUAAUUUCUUUUAUAAAUACCAUAAA